Messenger RNA from Pogonomyrmex barbatus (red harvester ant), 6191 nucleotides. RefSeq names its product inactivation no afterpotential D. The record is from RefSeq and is a predicted model, not a curated record. Gene Ontology annotation, molecular function: protein binding. NCBI's taxonomy places the organism in Eukaryota, Metazoa, Arthropoda, Insecta, Hymenoptera, Formicidae.
AUGCAGCCCUACAGAUACUCGAGGAAGGGUUGCAUGUAUGGUGGCUGGCGGGAUGAGGGAAGGGUGGUGUUCGACUCGAUGGAAAAGCAGCGUGGAAUAGCGUGGAUUGCACGAGCGAAAUUGGAGAUCGAGUGGCGAAUGCCGGAAGAGUGGCUGUGCCACUCGGUGGUGCAAACGGGACUAUUCGAUCGGGUAGGGUGGAAAAUGGAGAAACGCAUGUGUGCCUGUACGCACAGGAGAGACCGGAAGAUUGAAGAUACUAAUCGGGGAUUCACGAAUAAUUCCCGUCGUACACGUACAGGACUGACCGAAAUCUCGACGAACAAGCCGGAAAUCGACGAGGACGAGGAGGAGGAGGGCGAGGAUCACUGGAAAGAUGCUUCUCCGAUCACGCCGAUCUGCAGCCCGGCACGGCGAUCCGGCAAACUUUAUCAUCGCGACAAACAAUCGCCGACGCGGUACAUCGACAUCGACAACGACGUGGAGAUCAUCCACGAGUUCUACCCCACUACGUCCAAGACGAUGCGCGAGGAAACGAGCAUCGUGUCUUACGGCGGCACGAUCAUCGUGGAGACGACGAGGAUACCCAGGCACACUAAAGACGUGACGACAAGGCUGGAGAAGGUGGCGCCGAAGGUGAAGUUAAAGAAGCAAUCGUCCCUGGAGCUGGACCGCGUGCCUCCCGUUCAGGAGGAACCGUCCUCCAGCGCGGAAGAGGUGUCCAGGGUCACCGCGACGACGAGGCCGGCACAAGAGGCGGAUCAGGAACGCAAAAAGAGCCUGAAGCGACACAGCAGCGUGGAAUCCGAGGGGCGAACCUCCACGUCGAGGGAGACGCUGGAGAAGUCGGACACGUCAUCGGAGAAGGGCGCCAAGAAGAAAGUCUUCGCGGAGAAAGAGGGCGGGAAAAAGCGAUCGAAAAAGUCAGGGGGGAAGAGAUCCGUCAAGACCGAAGGGAAAGUGGAGGAGGAUUCGUCGAGGCGGAAGCAGGAGGGCGAGGAAUUUCCGAGGAAAGACGAGGAGAGCUAUCGACGAUCGAGGGAGGAGAGGAAGAGCCUAAAGGAACAGGAGUGCAUCGAAAGGGUAACGGAAUUCCUGACGAGGCACAGCAUUCCGACUUAUUCCGAUAUAUGCGUUGGCCUUGAAAUGGCGGAGAUUUCCGUUCCCGAAGUCCUCCCCGCAGGCGAGCAAUUGGAGCAACGAGUCAAACGUCCGUCAGCGAUUAGCGAAGAAGGAGAAACCACGGGCCUCUCAGCGACAAUCGAAACAGCCACGAAGAGAAGGGAGAGUCUGAAGGGUCUAACCGAGAUGGAGCCGAAGGAUUCUCUGGAAGAUUCAAAGCUCGCAAAGGACGCUAAGAGACUUUCGGAGGGCAAGAAGCAGCGGCCAACUUUGGAACGAGCCGCAGAUGUUCGGCAACUCGAAACGACAGUUCCCGCAAAGCGACCGAGCUCGCUGAAAAAAAGGAGAGACUCCUUCUCCAGAGAGUCCUCGAGAGAGUCUUUGUUGGAGGAAAAAAAGGGUGUCAGGAUCCAAGAGGACGUACAGGAGAUAUUCUUCGAAGAUACGAGCGAUCAGAUGACCGACCUGCUGCCGGAGGUCCAGCUGGUGACCGCUAGGAUCAUCACGGCGGAGGAGGCGUCCGCAUUUCGUUUCGAGGAAACGGCCACUAGAGUCGAGGUCCAUUCGCCCCCGGAAAUAUACGUCGUCCCCGAGACGAUUAAAGCGAAACUGACACGGGCGCCGUCGCCGGAAGUCGUCGACGUCUCGUCGUUGCAGUUGCCUGCCUUGGCGAAAUCGACUUCCGAGAGCACUUUGGCGGAAGACAGAGCCAGCUCCGACGAGGAUCGCAAGGUGUCCGUGAGAAAUCUGAAGCCGGAGAUUCUUCUGGAUCUAUCGAAGGUCUCCGACAAUGGCGAAGGGGAGACGGGCGAGCACGGUAAAGAUCUCAAGGAGAGGCGACUCAGCAGAACCGGAAGCGAGGGCUCGAAGAGAUUAAUCAAGGAUCAGAAGGAGCAGGAGCAAUUUCCCUUUAAAAUCGGCAGCCUCGCGCAGCCAGACAGACCGGAACUCACGAUACUGCACGAAGGUUUGAUAGAAAGAUCGGGAAGUGUCGGAGAUAUUGCGAGAAGGAUUACAACGGAGGGCGCGAAGGAGGAUGAUAGUAUUUCAAGCGAGUUUCAAGCUCGACGCGAGUCCAGGAGUCCCAUCCACGUCCCGAGGGAUCUCGCGAUCCCACGCGAGGCUGCCGACGGUGGUGCGGUUCCGGCGCAGGAUCGUCGAAAAGAGGAACAAAGGGGGACAUUAUCGCGGCAAGAGGCGAAGGAGGACGAGAAGGAGCAAGCUCCUUCGCGGGAGAAACGCUCGCCGUUGUUGGAGAAAGUGAUUCGCAAGCACGAGGAGGACAGUCUGAUCUGCAAGGAGCACUCGCUCGAGUAUCAGAGUCAGACGCUCGAGAGCCAAUCGGAGCAUCUGUUUCACGAGGCGAUCACCUCGUCGUUGGAGGACCUACUGAGAACAAUCCCCGAGAGACGGACCAGCGAGAUCUACGAGGAGAGUUUCUACGACAAGAUCGAGCAAAGCUUCAAGGAAACGCAGUCCUCGCCUAAGGAGAAGCGCGAUGUGCAAACGCAGACCGGGCUGGAGUCGAAGAGCACGCAGUGCAGCCCGGAGCAGAGUGUAACGAGCCCGUGCGAGGAGCCACCGAGCAUCAGCCCCUUUCACAUCGGCCAGAGGUACUUUCAGAGCCCCAGACGGGAGGUCCAGACGCAGACUCAGGGCGAGAACAAGGCCGUGCAGUGCUCGCUGGACGAUCUCGGUGAUCUCGUGAGAGGCGACAUCGCGUUCCCGGAUCAGCCGCAGGAGUCGAAGAGCAUUCAAUGCCUACCGGAGGACAUCUCCACGAGAUCGUCCGACAGAUCGAGGUCCUCCUCCCGAGAAGACACCCUGCGCAGCCCGCGACGUGAGGUCGAGGUGCAGACCUAUCAGGAAUCCAAGGCGGUCCAAUGCAGCGACGACGAGCUGCUGCUCGAGGCUGAUCAAGCGAGCACCGAUCGUUCGGAGCACGCCCGUCAGAGUCGACCAGCCAGCUCGAUCUCCAGGAAGACCGAGAGCUCGCCCUCGUCGAGCUCGAGCUCGCCGCGUAAGUUUCCAACAGUCGUCUUCGUGGAGGGGAAGGGGGACAUGACCGUCACGCAUAAGGAGCACGAUGGCGACGUCACCUGGUCGAAACACUGGGGUCCCGAGAGACUGGUGGAGAUAUACAGAGAGCCGAAAACCAGCCUAGGGCUCAGCAUCGUCGGCGGAAAGGUCGAUCUGCACAAAGGCUUGUCCAGCAAGACGCAGAAUAUCUCUGGGAUAUUCAUAAAAAAUGUUCUACCGAACAGUCCAGCUGGUAGAACCGGUGGUCUUAAGAUCGGAGAUAGGAUAAUUGAGGUGGACGGCGUGGACCUGCGGCACAGUACGCACGAGCGUGCAGUGGAAGUUAUACAAGCCGCCGGAAAUCCUGUCAGCCUUCUCGUCCAGUCCCUCGUGAAUUUGAGCCCAGAUUCCGCCGCUGACCAAGAAAAAAGGGAUACCAAAACUCGAAGGCAGACCGUCAAGAGUCACACGUCGUCAUCUCCCGGGAUCAAUCCUGGAACGCCGACAGCCUCCUUUCGUCAUAAACCACCGCCGGUUUCGCCCGCGAGAUCCAUCACACCGGAAGUGAUACAGCCAGGAUUCGAGGACGGCGACGUUCAAGGCAUGUCGCGCGGGGAUUCCCAGAAACAAAGCUCGAAAAGUUCGGAUGGCUCGGCUCCCAGUUCGCGAAGAUCCUCCAUGAAGAAGUCAAUUCGAAAAACAGCCCCUUCGCCCCCCGUGAAUCCCAGUAUCCUUCGUGAAGUCAGCGAGGAGAGGGAGGAGCCCGCCUCGAAGCCCAAGUACUCAUCGGACGAGAGCUCGGAGGAUGAGGAGGACACGCGGAUGCUGGAGGGAAACGUCUACACGAAAAGCGGCAUCGAGAUCUCGCGGAAGAGCGCCGGAAACGUGAAGCGCACGAAGGCAGAGAUCGAGGCGGAUCCGGAGGAAGAAGACGAGUUCGGCUACACGACCAUGAAGAUACAAAAGAAGUAUCAGAAUCUCGGGCAUAAAGUGCUGAUGGUCACCCUUGAGAAGGACAGACGGGGAUUAGGCAUCUCUCUGGCGGGACAUAAGGACAGGAACCGAAUGGCGGUGUUCGUCUGCGGUCUCAAUCCGAAGGGCGCAGCUCACAAGAACGGCGGGCUUCUCAUCGGCGACGAGAUAUUGGAGGUAAACGGCUGCGUGUUGCAAGGACGAUGUCAUCUGAACGCUUCCGCUCUCAUCAAAGGCAUGGCCGGCACUCUCUUCAAAAUCAUCGUUUAUCGACGAUCGAAGGCUGUCGACGACAUCGCCGUAAAGCCGAUAGUCCAAUUUCCACCAACCUUGGAUGACGUUUACACAGAUUUCAAAAAGUACAAGGGCGUUCGUGACGUACGAGUGAAGAAGAGUCAAUAUGGCCUUGGCAUAAUGAUCAUCGAAGGAAAACAUCUGGCUGUGGGACAAGGCAUCUUUGUAUCCGAUAUUCAAGUAGGAAGUGCCGCGGAACAGGCCGGGUUACAAGUAGGCGACAUGAUCUUGGCUGUUAAUCUGGAUAGCUUAUUAGGUCGUACGUACGAUGAGGCGACGGAGUUACUGAAAAAAGCUGAGGGCGUCGUUAAACUAGUGGUUUGCAAUCCCAAUGAAAAUAAAGAGGAAAAGGAGAAAGACAAGGAUAAAGAAAAAGAUAAGGAAAAAGCUAAAACUCAGGAGCUCAAGGAGGAUACUUCAAUUUCGGCACAAAAGACCCCGCAAAAGAGCCCAUCAGCCAAAGAACCAGUGGAACCCGAAGAGAAGAAAGUUCGACAGGAUCCAAAGACCUGCACGAUAGAUGUUGGCACAGAAGUGACGAUAGAGUUUCAAAAGGAGAAGAACCAAGGAAUAGGUUUCUGCAUCACUGGUGGUUCGAACACUCCCUGUAACGGAGUGUUCAUUCUGGAUGUAUUUCCCGAUGGCGCGGCCGGGAAGGACGGUCGAUUGCAACCUGGCGAUCAGAUUCUUAGUAUAGGCAGCGAUAGCUUCACGGAUAUAGAACACGAUAAAGCUCGCGAAACAAUUCUGAAGCAGGCUCCUGGAACUAUUACAAUGACGGUGUUGCGUCACGAGAAACCAGCCGAGGAAUACGACGUCGAGAUACAGAAAAAGAGUGGCAAAGGAGCUGGUCUCUGUUUCGCCGCGUUUUGGAACAAGAAAGGUGUUUACGUGACAGAGUUGACGGCGGGUGGUCAGGCCAUUGAAACCGGCAAGAUCUGCAAGGGUGAUCGUCUCGUGUCGAUCGGUGGAUUGGACGUUCGCGACGCUUCCCUGGACGAUAUCGCCUUUCACAUGAAAAUAUCUAAUCCGCUGCAAAUGAAAUUAGCUAGGUACCAUUCCGUCAAACAAUGACAGGGUUCUGCGGGCGGAACUCUCAGCGUGUGUCCCGAUGUACGAAGAAACGUCUGCAGACACCAUGGAUUCUAGUGUGAUAUAAAUAUAGAUAAAACAGUGUCUCGAUAAUCGUAAGAGUACCUUUGUUACCAGAGCCGCGUGCAAAAUCACGUGGUUCAUUCUGUUAGUUACAUGCCAGCAUCGCCAAUCGAUCUUGCCGUUUGAGCUCGUGCGACGCGAGACGUGAGGAAGAGAGAAGUGAGAAUGAAAGAUGAAGCACGACGACUCACAAACGUACACAUCAGUUCGAGUUCAGAGCCGUCGGGGGAGAGAAUUUUUAAUAGCCAACCAGAAGGUAUACCAAAAUCGAGUGAUGAUCUUGUCGUCGUCGACGCGGGUCGACGAUCGGCCGUCGAUCGAACCCGUAAACGAUUCCGUCUGCCGAUGCUCGCGCUCGUGCAAGUAGCCGAUACGAAGUAUCUUAUAUACAUAUUAUUACGAUUAUGCAUAGCGAGAUGAUACGAUAUCGCUGGGACGAGGGAGUUCAAUAACGGCGAGGAUUUCGUCUCGUUUCGGCAUAGAAUGUCGUAGGACAGAUAAAUAGAUGUAAUAAUCGGCGAGUUCGCAAUCGAGGCUCGCGUGACGAUCGAAGGGAGAAAACCGCGGGACAUCGUCCAGAGAUCCGGUCUUUUUCUCUUUACACCGUUCUCCAUACGUAUACACAAAAA